This is a messenger RNA of Zea mays, 1724 nucleotides long. RefSeq lists its product as uncharacterized. Bases 1184 to 1375 code for a protein of 63 amino acids. The transcript is spliced from 4 exons. Gene Ontology annotation, cellular component: respiratory chain complex III. Gene Ontology annotation, biological process: mitochondrial electron transport, ubiquinol to cytochrome c. The record is from RefSeq and is a predicted model, not a curated record. Lineage: Eukaryota; Viridiplantae; Streptophyta; Magnoliopsida; Poales; Poaceae.
GAGAGAACACCGCCGAAGGGAACUUGAAGGUCUGCAAGCGAAGGGUUCUGUAGAAACUACUAACUGAACUCUCUCCUAGUCUUGUAGCAAACCCAAGGAUGCAAGGAGGGCCAUCGUUGGAUUCGAACACGUGCGCUGAUGUUGCAGCCCCCUCCUUCGACAUUCGCCAUGGCAAAAAUGUGCGCGUGAUGCAAAUAGACGCGAGAAACAAAUGGGAUGGGCGCCAACGAGAGGAUUAGGGGGAUUUCAGCUCGCGCAAAUAUGCGGGAGGGAUCAUCACGGAUGCGCGGCGACAAAAAGAUUGGGGAAGCUUGCAGAAGCUGUUGGAGUGGAAGAAAACUAUUUUUUCUCCGAAAAACACUUUUUCAGGUCCUUUUAUCAUCCUUUUGAAGAUGCUAUAAGAUAAUCAUAUUUUAACGUUAAACGGUCAAAUACGUUAAUAUCCGAUAUUAUGCCGCUAAAACCGCUAAAUUCCAUAUGACUUAGCGUGCUAAAAUCACAUGGGCCGAGUGCAAGUAGGGAUGGAACUAGACAUCUGAAUUUUUAUUACAAAUUUGAUGUUUUGAAAUAGCUAUGUUAGAAAUUUUAUGCUAAUCUUUUCUUGUAUCAUAAGCAUAUUAUUACAAAUAAGUAUAAAAGUUUGUAUAGAUUUUUUAUGCACUAUUGGAUCCCUACAACGAAAGGGUGAAAAAACAUGAAUCCGUAUCUGAAUAUUUGUAUUGUUUGCAGAGUGAAGUUUGAAUAUAGAAAUAUGAAUUGGUAAGCUACUGGAAAUAUAAGGUUGUCUGUAAUAGAUUGUGUAAAAUACAUGAAUCAUAUUGUAUAUUAUUUUGUUUACGGAGUGAAGUUUGGUAGUGGAUGAGAGAUAGCUACCAGAGAUAGCCUUACUCGUUUCACCUAAUGUUAAAUGUUUUAAAUAGGAGCCAUGAAUUCUAUUACAAUGCAAAUAUUAAUGUUUAUGAUACCAAUAAAAUAUAUUAGGAACCAACGUUUCAUUACAAAUCUAAUAAUAUCUAUUUAUGUUUCAUUGCAAAUUUAUUAUACUUUCACAUGACACUGUUUUAAAAUUACAUUUGAGGAAUCCGCCUUUGAUAUAAAGAAGACGCUCCCGAAUCCGUCUCCGCCUCCUGUCGCUCGCUCUCCCUGUCUCCCGCACGCCGACCCGCAGCCGCCGCCGUUCGCCAUGGGUUUCCUCGACGCGCUCUACCGUGUGGUGAUGCGCCGCAACGCCGUCUACGUUACCUUCGUCGUCGCCGGCGCUUUCGCGGGCGAGCGGGCGGUGGACUACGGCGUUCACAAGAUCUGGGAGAUGAACAACCUCGGGAAAAGGUACGAAGACAUAUCGGUUUUGGGGCAGAGGCCAGCUGAGGAAUGAUAAAUUUUGGUCACCAGUUUGCUUCGGUUUGACCGUUUCAUUUUGGCACAGUAAUAAACGAUGUAAACUUACGCUGCUCCUAUGACCUCCUUCUCAUUCGUUUACUCUGAAAAUGCUUUUGUGGGGAUUUCGUGGUGCAUGAUUGAAACCUGUUAGGGCUUGUUCGGUUAGCUCUCAAUCCACAUCCAUGUGGAUUGAGUGGGAUUGGAUAGUUUUGAAUCCCAAACAAGUCAAACUUCUUCUCAAUUUUUUCCAAUCUCAUCCAAUCCAUAUGUAUUAGGAAUAACCGAACAAGCCCUUAUAUAGAACAUGCAAAUACUAAAAUACCUUGGAGGAUUCCUUUGUUACC